Molecule: messenger RNA, 3537 nt
Organism: Plasmodium fragile
Lineage: Eukaryota; Apicomplexa; Aconoidasida; Haemosporida; Plasmodiidae
Exons: 3
Coding region: 1-3537 (1178 amino acids)
Molecular function (GO): protein binding
Source: RefSeq, a predicted model, not a curated record
AUGGAAGACUUGAAAUCAAUCCUGUGGUCUGUGGAAGAGCUGAUUUACCUCAGUCCAGAAAAUGAUGCAUUUUACGAAAAAGAAGAGACAGAAAUAACGGCAAAACUGACCGAUUUGUGUAGGAGCCAUGCAGGAGAAGAGGCGCCAGAGGCGCCGACAAAAGAGAGUGAAGUAGACUGCCAAGCAGAAGAGUUAAGAUCUGAAGUUAGAAACUUCUUCCACUUUUUAAAGUUGAUUAAAGCGGGGAACCAUAAAGAGUGCAUCGUUGACCCAUGGGUACGAGACAUAUUUCAGUUCAUUAAUGAUACUCUUAAAAAUGACUGCAUCAAUAGUAUUAGUCUGGUGAAGAAGGAAUUGUUCUAUUAUGUUUAUCGCGCUAAGGUAGAUAUAGGGAAGAGAUGGUGUCCCAAGGAGGAGGAAAAAAGUGAAGGCCUGAAUGGCAAUAAAGUUUUGUUGUUUCAAGUGUGCUUUACGUUCUUUUACGAAAUAAAGAUUCUCCUCUGCUGUUGCGCAUUUUUGAAUAUGUUCGUACAGUACAAUUGGACAGGGCCUCCACCCCCCACGGGGAAGAGCGAAAAGGAGAAAGUGCAAACAUCAGAUGUAUGCGAUGAAGACAAUCAUUUUUGCCAAUUCAUUCAAACGAUGAAAAUAAAAAAUGAAGAGUUUUUAAAUUCAUGUUUGGAAUUUUUAUCGCUUGAAGGGGAGGUCAUAUAUGCCCACUGUGAGUUGAUGAAUGCCUUCUGUUUAUCCGUAAUUUUGCUAGACCUAGUGAACAAUUUUAAUGAAAACGAUCAGCCGAUUAUGUGUUCAAAUGAGUAUAGCUACUUCGAGGAGGGGACACCAAACAGGGUGGCAGAAAACUCUGAAGAUGAUAAUUCUUCAACGCAACACAUGACAUGUGUGCCUGGUAAGGAAAAUGUCAUCGUGAAGAACAAAAAAAAAAUAUAUAAUGAGAAGAAGCUUUUACACUUUGUUACAAGCAAAUAUUUGUGGAAAGCCAGAAUCUACUUCAUAUGGCAGAGACUGUUUACUUCAUCUAGCAACGACUGGUUUUAUUCCUUGAAAAUCCACGUAGUGGACAUUCCACGUAGGAUAUUUAAAAAUGUAAAAUUGCUGACCAGCGAUUUUGAACUCAUUGAUCAAGAAUUAAAUGUCAUUGAAGAGGUACCAGACAUUUUUGCCCAUUUGAAACAAAAUGAAAAGGAUUUGCAAAAUUGCGACAUUUUUUUUGAAAAUUACAUGUCGCAAAAUUUCCAGAUUUGUGCCUUAUCUAACUUUUCCAUAUACUUGGCCUUCUACAAUUAUGUAUAUGGGUACCAGAGGGUACUGGACGUUCUUGCGGAGAUGAGUCAAUUUAGCUACUCCUUUACUGGAAGAAUGGGCAUAAAGAGAAAGUAUCAAAAGAUACCUGCCACCAUUUUAGUGUUGAAGGCGAAAAAGGGACAGGAGGAGGACAACACGUCUGUAGUUUUGAAAGAAAUAGAGCCUCUCAGUGAGUACGACAUAUUGAGGAGUGAUUACCGAAUUAUUGGUGAGGAGAAUGGGGGCGAUGACAAAAAAGAGGAAAAUAAAAAGAGGGAACACGGCGCAGGUGAGGAAGCUUGCUCCAGUUUGGUCGCUUCCCAAAAGGUGACUAUAAAGGAGGGAAGCUGCCACGUUGGUGAAGAGAAAGUGGAUAAAAUGAGCCCAAAGGUAGAAAAGUGCGUGGAAGAACAUAUAGAUAAAAUGACCUGCACAAAAAGGGAAGCACAAAAUUGCCAGAAGUGCAUACCUCAUAAUAUGAAUCACAUUGGGAAGGAGAAAUCCCACGACAAGUGCACCUGCUCUGGAGGACAAAUCCCCACCAACAAUGGCACAGAUGAAUGUAUACCAAAUAGGGACCAAGAGGGUAAAAAAGAUGCAACGGGAAAAGUAAUGUGGAAAUUAAAAGACCUCGACCCAGAUACAGACAUAUUAGAAGAGCCAUAUUUUAUGGACUCACAAAAUAAUUAUUUUAAAAUAUUAACAUUUGAUGAACAGAUCACUUUGAUAAACUUUUGCUACUCCAUGAUUCGAUUCAAUCCACACUACGACGAAAUAAAAUUUGAAAAGAUAAAUGCUGUUAUAUCUAGGUGCCUCAAAUGCUAUGAUGUUGUAAAUGUGGAAUCGAGGAAGAAGGACCAAGAUAGGAUAAAAAAUAGAGACAACAAUUUGUUACAGAAAAAAUAUCAGAAUUGGUUACUGCACUCAUGUAUUCUAUGGUAUAAGUGCAAAUGUGAAACGUUUCGAUUGAAGACUGUAGAUAGAGCUGCCGCACAGCUAAAUGAAUUACUGAAAGAGACAUACGAUAUGAAACCUCAUGGGGGAGAAAGGGUAAAAUUCCUUUUUGAUGUGUACUAUCCAACCACUUGGGAAUUGAAAAAAGAAAUAGGAAAUGUUAUGGUGAAAACGGGAUCCGUAGUGUCCGCUUUCAACCUUUUUAAAGAUUUGAAAUUAUGGGAAGAAGCGAUCACUUGUUUGAUUCAAGCAGAUAGAAAAGAAGAAGCAAAAGAGUUGCUAGAUGAUCUACUAGAAAAGAAGAAAACUCCCGCUUUGUUAUGUUUAUACGGAUUGGUCGAUGCGCAUAAUGCCUUGAACUAUUACAUAGAUGCGUGGAAGCUGUCAAAUUAUAAAUAUGCGAAAGCGGCCAGAUUUAUUGGGAAUUAUUACUACCGUAAGGAAAUGUACAGUCCGUGUUGUGAAUAUUUAGAAAAGGCUUUAGAAAUAUCUCCCCUUUUUCCAGACAUUUGGUUUAUUCUAGGUUGCUCCUACAUGAAAAUCGAAAAAAUCGAUGAGUCUGUAAAAGCAUUCACACGUAUGGUUAGCAUGACGAAUGAGGAUUCUGCAAAGGCUUAUGGAAAUUUGGCCUACCUGUAUAUGAAAAAAGAAAUGUAUAAAGCAGCAAGAAUUUGUAUAAACCAAGCUGUCAAAGUUGACAAUAAUGAGUGGAAAUAUUGGGAUACUUAUCUUAAAUUGUCCAUUAUGCAAAAUGACGUGGAUUGUUUCUGCUUGGCAUUGAUCACUUUAUGUCAACAGAAUAAAGUCAAAGAGAUACAGCCUUGGAUUUAUGAAUACAUCUCUGAUCUUAUUGUAAAUGACAAGCCGACCCUAAUUCCGGAUAAAAAUGGAUUGAGUUAUCUGGACAAAGUUAUUACAACCAUGGGCACCAUAUCGACGUACAUUGCUGAAUGUGACCGCUACUGGAACGCCUAUUCCUUUUUUCUCUUUAUAAAGGGCAGAUUCGUUGACGCGUACGAGGCAAAAGUUAAGGAGAUACGAUCCUUAGAGAGUGUAGCACAAAAGUGCACCACCAAAAAUGUAGUUGACAGGCUGGUUUCCAAACAAGUAGCCGCUGUCAAAUUCCUGUAUCAUAUUAUCAAGACGCAUUACGUCGAGGAGCAGAAAGGAACCUUUGAAUACCAGUUAAGGAACAUUAUCGAGUCCAUUUUGAGGCAGUACAAGGACAUGAGUCAGCAGGAGGUAACUGAAUUGUCGCAAAUUAUGCAGAUUAUAAAAUGA